This is a messenger RNA of Vanessa atalanta (red admiral), 980 nucleotides long. It is a transcript of the gene eEF1delta, whose product is annotated as probable elongation factor 1-delta. Gene Ontology annotation, molecular function: guanyl-nucleotide exchange factor activity; translation elongation factor activity. Gene Ontology annotation, cellular component: eukaryotic translation elongation factor 1 complex; cytosol. NCBI's taxonomy places the organism in Eukaryota, Metazoa, Arthropoda, Insecta, Lepidoptera, Nymphalidae. The transcript has 7 exons. The record is from RefSeq and is a predicted model, not a curated record. Gene Ontology annotation, biological process: translational elongation. Bases 145 to 918 code for a protein of 257 amino acids.
AUAUCUCUUUUACUCAUUGGUUCCUCAAUUUAAAAGGUGAAUUUGAAAAUUUGGCAAGAAACUUUGUUAGUUACGCUUAUAAUUUUAGAACUUUUUAAAGUUACUAAAUAACAAAAUACGCUGCUAUUUACACUUUAAACAAAAAUGUCUGCUUUAAUAAAUGAAAAAGUUUGGCUGGACAAAACUAUCUACACAGAUGCCGAACGAAACUAUUAUGAAUCUUUAUCAAAGGGCCAAGUCUCUACAAGUGGAUCAUCUUUAGCUAGUGAAGUGGCCAAAGCUAGGCAGCACAUUAAAAAUUCACUAGAAUGUAUGGACAGUGUUGCUGCAUUAGCUGGAGUUCCUAACACUGAAAUUAACAACAAACUAAAUAGUCUAGAAAAAGAAAAUUCAGAUUUAAAGAAGGCUGUAGAUGACUUGCGUAAACUAGUUAUUAGUCUACAAGUAAGAGUCGAAUCAUUGGAGUCAGUGGGUUCUUCAAGCAACAUUCAAGUUGAAACAACAAAAAAAGCCACAGCUCAAGAAGAUUCCGAUGAUGGUGUUGAUUUGUUUGGGUCUGAUGAUGAAGAAGAAAGUGCUGAAGCAGCAAAAAUAAGAGAAGAAAGACUUGCAGCAUACAAUGCAAAGAAAUCCAAAAAACCAGUGCUCAUUGCAAAAUCAAAUAUAAUAUUGGAUGUUAAGCCAUGGGAUGAUGAGACUGACAUGAAAGCUAUGGAAGAAGCAGUUAGAUCUAUCAGCAAUGAUGGUCUUUUAUGGGGGGCUGCAAAACUUGUACCUCUUGCAUUUGGCAUUCAAAAGUUGCAAAUAUCGUGUGUAGUUGAAGAUGAAAAAAUUUCAGUUGAUUGGCUAACCGAAGAAAUCGAAAAGUUUGAAGAUCUUGUUCAAAGUGUGGAUAUUGCUGCUUUUAAUAAAGUUUAACAUGUAAUAAACUGAAAGACUAAAUUGCUGUUAUUAAAUAGCCAUAUUUCUUUUACCCUGUU